Molecule: messenger RNA, 525 nt
Organism: Rotaria socialis
Lineage: Eukaryota; Metazoa; Rotifera; Eurotatoria; Philodinida; Philodinidae
Source: the annotation of a GenBank genome assembly
AUGAGUGGUAGAAAUGUACGAGGAGGUGCUAAUGCUGCUGGUGGUUCUAAAGCAGCUUUUUCUGUGUUUCAACAGAAAGAUGUAGCUGCUGGCGGAACAGGAAAAGUCACUAGUGAAAAUACUGGCGGAGCUCCAACAAAUCCAGCUAGUAUCAAAGAGCGUCUUCUUGGAUGGUGUCAACAAGCUACUAAAGGUUAUAACAAUGUCAACGUAACAAAUUUUUCAUCAUCGUGGGCAGAUGGUAUGGCAUUUUGCGCAUUAGUUCAUCAUUAUUUACCAAAUUCAAUAAAUUUCGAUGCUCUCAAUCCAAAAGAUAGACGAAAAAAUUUUGAAAUUGCAUUCAAAGCUGCUGAAGAUAACGGAUGUGCACCAUUGCUCGACGUCAAUGAUAUGAUUGAAAUGGGCAAUAAACCCGAUUGGAAAUGUGUAUUCACUUAUAUUCAAUCACUUUAUAAACAUUUUGUUAUGAUGCCUCAAGCAAUGGCAGCACGAACAGCAGGAACAGCACAAGCUGGUAAUCAUUAA